AUGGAGGACAACAAACCAUGGGCUCUGAUCUCAGAGGUGGGCGAACAAGGUUACAUUGAAGAGGUCACGGACAUACUGAAACAACACUUCCAUAUCAUCUGCCACAAAGAAUUCCUUCAAAACCUUCAGUUGCACAGGCCAAAGAUUCAGGCCAUAUUAAUGUGGAAGGGCUUGCCUCUACCGGAGCAUUCGCUGUUCAGUUCGCUUCCCUCGCUGAAGGUGCUCGCCAGCGUAGGAGUGGGCAUUGAACACCUGGAUUUGCCAUACAUCACCAGUCUGGGAGUGAAGGUGACCAACACGCCAGGUGAAGUGACCGAUGCCACUGCAGAUAUUGCGAUGGGUCUGCUUCUGGCAUCGGCACGCAGGAUUGUUGAAGGCCACCAAAUAGCUAUCGACCCGAACAAUGCCUAUUUACUACCAAGGCUGAUGGGAGUUGAAGUCACAGGGUCGACUCUGGGCAUUAUUGGAAUGGGACACAUUGGCAGCAAAAUUGCUCAAAGAGGCAAAGGAUUUGACAUGAAGAUCCUGUAUUACAACAGAAACAGGAGGAGUGUUGAAGAUGAGCAGGCAGUUGGUGCGAGUUACCGGGAGAACAUGGACGACCUGCUUAAAGAGUCUGACUUUGUCAUGCUGGCGGUCACCCUGACCCCUGAAACCACAGGCCUGAUCGGCUACAGAGAGCUGUCCCUCAUGAAACCCACAGCAACUCUGGUCAACAUCAGCAGAGGUCUGGUUGUGGACCAGGAUGCUUUAGUCAAAGCUUUGCAGUCUGGAACAAUUCGUGCGGCGGCAUUAGAUGUGACUUACCCUGAACCAUUACCAAGGGAUCAUCCUCUCCUUGGCCUUCCUAAUGUGCUGAUCACCCCCCACGUUGGCACCAACACUUACACUACAACAAGAAAGAUGGUGCAGAAGCAGGUUGACAAUGCUUUGGCUGUACUGAAUGGCCAAUUUAUUCCUGAUGAAGUCAAACCACAAUGA
Messenger RNA from Anoplopoma fimbria (sablefish), 981 nucleotides. RefSeq names its product probable 2-ketogluconate reductase. The record is from RefSeq and is a predicted model, not a curated record. The transcript has 5 exons. Lineage: Eukaryota; Metazoa; Chordata; Actinopteri; Perciformes; Anoplopomatidae. Gene Ontology annotation, cellular component: cytosol. The coding region runs from base 1 to 981 and encodes 326 amino acids. Gene Ontology annotation, molecular function: glyoxylate reductase (NADPH) activity; hydroxypyruvate reductase [NAD(P)H] activity; NAD binding.